UGUCUCAAUUAUUUUUAUCGAUAUUACCCUUGUGUAUGCUUUCUACUAUUUCUACUAUUUGUCCCAUGAAAUCGAGCAUUGAUCAACCACUCUGCAAUUUUGAAUCUACUUUUGCUUGGGAUGUUUGCGUGCUUAAUUUUACAUUUUACAUGUUCCACUCUCUUUAAAAUUUCGUUGGUGGUAGUCGUAGUGGUCAUACUUAUGGGUGUUGCUGGAGGUAGUUAGCAUGCACUUAGUUUUACAUGCUUCAAUUUCUGUGUGUAAUUCGUUGAUCAUAGUCAUUGUGGUCAUAGUUAUGGUUAUUUCCGGAGAAAUUUGGAAUUUCCUCUGAUGUAUUUGUACCUUCUUGUUCAACGUUUAGGUUAGAUGAAAGUCGUAAACUUGAGGGUUUAUUUGAUCAUUUGCUGUUUCAUUUGAUUUACUAUACAUGGCUGGUUAAAUUUAUUUAUUCUAAUUUAAAUUUAUCACUAGCAUGGACAUUUCUUUAGUCGAAUUUCAUCUGUGGCUUCCCUUUGGUAGAGUUCAAUAAAUUUUAUAAUGGUUUCUUGUAUUCAAUAUAGUCAUUUCUUUCCAUACUUUGUAACUUAUAUCUCUUUGUUGUACCUUGGAGGUAUGAAUUGUUGACUUUUGAUAUAUCCUAAGCUAGAUUUUGACAUUGAACUUACUGGACAGGAUGGACCACUCUUUCUGUUAUUGAAGUUUGGUUGUUUUGUAGAAUUGACCAUUUUAAUUUUAUUGAGCAUGCAGCUUUUCUUUCAUGGCGGAGGAAAAUUCUCAAUUGAACAACUUGCAAGAAGAAAAUGGAGCCUCAGAGCUUCAAAGUCUUGUAGAAAGAGUUGGUGACCUUCCUCCAUUGUCUCCAAAAGAAGGAGAUGACAGUAAAGAAGUUUCAAAGAAGAAAAAGAAGAAAACUAGAAGCAAGAAAAAGAAAGAACUCUUAGAACAAACUGAUCCACCAUCAAUUUCUGUUAUUGACCUAUUUCCAUCUGGAGAUUUCCCUGAAGGUGAAAUUCAGCAAUACAAAGAUGAUAGCCGCAGUGACCUGCCAUACUACCAUACUGAUUUUUUAUAUGGCACCCAUGUUGAUGGAUAUAUAGUUGAUUGUGCUUUUACUGUGGCAUUCAACCCUAUGUUUGAUCCAUUGCUUGAAGCCUCUCGGGAAGCAACUAAUACGGGUAUUAAGGAAGCUGGAAUCGAUGUGCGCCUUUGUGACAUUGGUGCCGCUAUACAAGAGGUCAUGGAAUCUUAUGAGGUUGAGAUUAACGGAAAGGUGUAUCAAGUGAAGAGUAUACGGAAUUUGAAUGGGCAUAGCAUUGGUCGCUACCAAAUCCAUGCUGGAAAAUCUGUUCCCAUUGUGAAAGGCGGGGAGCAGACAAAGAUGGAAGAGGGUGAAUUUUUUGCUAUUGAAACCUUCGCAUCAACGGGAAAAGGAUAUGUACGAGAAGACCUGGAAUGCAGCCACUACAUGAAAAAUUUUGAUGUUGGUCAUAUCCCGCUGAGAUUGCCUAGAGCAAAACAACUGUUAGCAAAUAUUAACAAGAACUUCUCUACUUUGGCCUUUUGUAGACGGUAUUUAGAUCGCCUGGGGGAGACUAAAUACUUAAUGGCAUUAAAGAAUUUGUGUGACGCUGGCAUUGUUCAGCCGUAUCCUCCUCUGUGUGAUGUGAAAGGAAGUUAUGUAUCACAAUUUGAACAUACAAUCUUACUCCGACCAACAUGCAAAGAAGUUAUAUCAAGGGGUGAUGACUACUAAUGUGAAGUUGAAGUUUUUUUAAUAUGAUAUUGUACCAUUAUAUUUCUGAACUGUUUUCGCUGUACCAUCAACAUAUCGGUUUUAUAAUUAUAUGUUUCUACAGAGGACGCGGUUACUCAUUUAA
Molecule: messenger RNA, 1877 nt
Organism: Vigna angularis (adzuki bean)
Lineage: Eukaryota; Viridiplantae; Streptophyta; Magnoliopsida; Fabales; Fabaceae
Product: methionine aminopeptidase 2B-like
Exons: 9
Coding region: 758-1753 (331 amino acids)
Biological process (GO): proteolysis
Molecular function (GO): metalloaminopeptidase activity
Source: RefSeq, a predicted model, not a curated record